AUGGCUUCCAAGCCCUCCUCUUCUUCUUCUAAACACAGACCCUUCAUCAUAUUCCUGAUCAUCAUCUCUCUCCCUCUCAUUUUCCUUACCCUAUCAUUCAAACAAAAGCCUAAUAAAUUCAUCACCACCCCAAAAAUACUUCAAAUGGAAAACCAAAACCCUUUUCUUACCUGGUUCAAUAUCAUUGCCAAUGAAUUCAAAAAGGGUCAAAAGAUUAAGAUCGGUUUGGUCAAUAUAGGUGAUUUUGCUAGUACUAGUAGUACUGGUCCUGGUGGUGUAUGCAAAGUGCUCCGUGGACUUGCAAACACAGAAACAGUCACAGUCAAGUUUGAUCGAAUAAUGCCAGACGAUGGAAAUCGGACAUGGAAGGAGUUUUUCCCAGAAUGGAUCGAUGAAGACAAGAAAUGGGGGACACCGAGAUGCCCGGAAAUCCCAAUGCCGAGGUUCGAAGAUUACCGGGGACUGGACGUGGUGGUGGCGAGAGUUCCAUGUGGGAAUGGGACAGAAAAGGAAGGGAUUAGAGAUGUGUUUAGGCUGCAGGUUAACCUUGUGGUAGCUAAUCUGGCUGUUGAGAGUAGUUGGGUGAAUCCUGAUAUUCAUAGGAAUGUUUAUGUUGUGUUUAUAGGUUAUUGUGGGCCCAUGGUAGAGAUUUUCAGAUGUGAUGAUUUGAUGAUGCACAGAGGUGAGUAUUGGGUGUAUAAGCCUGAUAUGAGCAGACUUAAACAGAAGGUUCUUAUGCCUCUUGGGACUUGCCAAAUUGCUCCUCCUUUUGCAAAAACAGGAAAAGAGCGAUGGCGAAAUUUCAUCAUGUCACACUCCAAACUACAAUUUCUCAACAACAAUAAUGCCACAAUAUUUCUUCCUCGUCCAAGAUAUGCCUACGCUACAAUCCUUCAUUCUUCAGAAUCAUACAUCUGCGGCGCAAUUUCUUUAGCGCAAAGCAUUCGUCUCACCGGUUCAACCAAAGACCUUAUUCUUCUCGCGGAUGAUUCCAUUUCAUUCAAUUCCACUCUAGCUCUUCGAGCUGCAGGAUGGAAGAUCAAACGCAUUCAUCGAAUUCGAAGUCCUUUCUCUCGAAAAGGGACUUACAACGAAUGGAACUACAGCAAGCUUCGUAUAUGGCAGCUCUUCGAAUACGAAAAGGUCAUCUUCAUAGAUGCUGACCUUCUUGUUUUGAGAAACAUAGACCAUUUCUUCACUUACCCUGAGCUAUCAGCUUCAGCAAACAACAAGUUCUUAUUCAACUCAGGUGUAAUGGUGGUGGAACCGUCAGCUUGUUUGUUCGAAGAUUUGAUGUUGAAAAGCUUCAAAUUGGAAUCCUACAAUAACGGAGACCAAGGUUUUCUUAAUGAGUAUUUCACUUGGUGGCAUCGAAUGCCGGCCAAAUUGAAUUUUCUCAAGAACUUUGAGCAUGGAAAGCAUGAGAUUCCUGAUAAUGUUUUUGCUGUGCAUUACUUGGGUUUGAAGCCAUGGAUGUGUUAUAGGGACUAUGAUUGUAACUGGGAUUUGUUGCACCACCAUAGAUUUUCAAGCGACUCGGCUCACAGGAAGUGGUGGCAAGUUUAUGAUUCCAUGCCCCUGGAGCUUCAAACUUAUUGUGGGCUAACAAGGAAGAUGGGUGAGAAGUUGAAGUUGCUGAGAGAGAGAGCAAGGAAUUAUGGUGAUUUUCCAGAUGGGCAUUGGAAGAUUGAGGUUAAGGACCCUAGACAAUAUCAUUAUGUAGAUUAG
Molecule: messenger RNA, 1728 nt
Organism: Ziziphus jujuba (common jujube)
Lineage: Eukaryota; Viridiplantae; Streptophyta; Magnoliopsida; Rosales; Rhamnaceae
Product: putative UDP-glucuronate:xylan alpha-glucuronosyltransferase 5
Exons: 2
Coding region: 1-1728 (575 amino acids)
Biological process (GO): xylan biosynthetic process
Molecular function (GO): glycosyltransferase activity
Source: RefSeq, a predicted model, not a curated record